GACCCUUACCAACACUAAGCUGUUGCUUCGCAUUAAAUUUUUGUGGUCUAGUUAACAAGACGUAAACGUAAAAUUCUAGGAAAAAGUGAAGAUAAGCCGAAGUAAACAGAGAUACCAUGUCGUACCAACUUUACCGUAAUACCACACUCGGAAACACUCUACAGGAGAGCCUCGAUGAGCUGAUUCAGUACGGCCAGAUCACGCCUGGGCUAGCGUUCAAGGUGCUGCUCCAGUUCGACAAGAGCAUCAACAAUGCUCUAAACCAGCGGGUAAAGGCCCGUGUGACUUUUAAGGCUGGAAAACUAAACACCUAUCGCUUCUGCGACAAUGUCUGGACCCUCAUGCUCAACGAUGUGGAGUUUCGCGAAGUCCACGAGUUCGUCAAGGUGGACAAGGUCAAGAUCGUAGCCUGCGACGGCAAGAGCGGCGAGUUCUGAACGCCACUGAUCUGAUCUGCUGAAAAUCAUACAUACACCAUUAUAACCAUAACAAAUAGGUAUAAGAUUCGUAGCCGAUAAGCUGGGUUGGCCACCGCAAACCAACCGAUGUGAUGCAGCAGGCAUUACAUGAAAAUACACUGUUAAUUCAUAGUUGAA
This is a messenger RNA of Drosophila eugracilis, 596 nucleotides long. RefSeq names its product transcription initiation factor IIA subunit 2 (gene TfIIA-S). The record is from RefSeq and is a predicted model, not a curated record. Gene Ontology annotation, molecular function: RNA polymerase II general transcription initiation factor activity; TBP-class protein binding. Gene Ontology annotation, biological process: transcription initiation at RNA polymerase II promoter; RNA polymerase II preinitiation complex assembly. The transcript is spliced from 2 exons. NCBI's taxonomy places the organism in Eukaryota, Metazoa, Arthropoda, Insecta, Diptera, Drosophilidae. Gene Ontology annotation, cellular component: transcription factor TFIIA complex. The coding region runs from base 117 to 437 and encodes 106 amino acids.